AUGUCGACAUAUAAUGAGCUUUUGAAGCCAACAAUGGGGCAGCUAGAGCUUUUUCGGUUGUUCUCCUUGAGUGAUGAAUUUAAAUACGUUACUGUGCGGCGGGAUGAAAAGAUGGAACUCGCUCAACUAUUGGAUCGUGUUCCAGUUCGGUCAAUGGAAGUGUGGAAUAGCCAAAAUGCAGGGCGUCUUCUACGGGCUAUUUUUGAGAUUGUUUUGAAACGAGGAUGGGCUCAAGUAGCAGAAAAGGCAUUGAACUUGUGCAAAAUGGUUGAAAAGAGGAUGUGGCGUGUCCAAACACCACUUCGCCAGUUCAAUGUGUUAACAGUGAAGUUAGAGAAGAAGGAUUUGGAUUGGGAGAGGCAUUUUGACCUCUCUCCACAGGAGCUUGGGCAGCUUAUUCGCAUGCCAAAGAUGGGAAGAACACUACAUAAGUUUAUCCACCAUUUCCCCAAAUUAAACCUUGCAGCUCAUGUCCAGCCUAUCACUAGCACUGUACUGAAGAUUGAGCUCAAUAUAGCACCAGACUUUCAAUGGGAAGACAAAUUUCAUGGAUAUGUGGAGCCAUUUUGGGUAAUCUUGGAGGAUAACGAUGGUGAGUACAUUCUUCAUCAUGAAUAUUUUCUGCUGAAGAAGCAGUGGCUUCGUUCAGAGACUGUUUUGCCUGUUUCUUUUAAGCACCUCAUGUUACCUGAAAAGAAUACUUCUCCCACUGAGUUAUUGGACUUGGAGCCACUUCCUGUGGCAGCAUUAAGGAAUCCAUUAUAUGAAGCUCUGUAUGAUCAUGAUUUUAAGUGUUUUAAUCCUAUCCAGACUCAAGUCUUCACUGUUUUUUAUAACUCAGAUGACAACGUCUUAGUUGCUGCACCGACAGGGAGUGGGAAGACCUUAUGUGCAGAUAUUGCUGUAUUGAGGAACCAUCAGAAGGGUACUCAAUCUGAUAGUCAUGCCAUGCGUGUUGUGUAUAUUGCACCUUCUGAUAAUGAACGUUACAGAGACUGGGAGGGGAAGUUUGGAAAGGGCCUCAAACUGUGCGUUGGGAAGUUAAUCGGAGAAAGAUCCAGAGACUUGAAACAGCUUCAGAAAUAUCAUAUUAUCAUCAGCACUCCAGAGAAUUGGGAUGCUUUAUCUCGCCACUGGAAACAGAAUAAAAAUGUCCAACAGGUUAGUCUUUUUAUUGUAGAUGAACUCCACUUGAUUGGUGGUCAGGGUGGUCCAGUCUUGGAGGCAAUAGUCUCUAGGAUGAGAUAUAUAUCAAGUCAAACUGAGAAUAAGAUUCGUAUUGCUCUGUCAACUUCUCUUGCAAAUGCAAAGGAUCUUAAAGUAUGGAUAGGGGCAACCUCGCAUGGCCUUUUCAAUUUUCCUCCUGAGGCGCGUCCCGUGCCCCUGAAAAUACGCAUACAGGGGGUGGAGUAUGCUGAUUUUGAAGCGAGGAUGCAAGCAAUGAUGAAACCAACAUACACUGCCAUUGUCCAACAUGCCAAGAAUAUUGCUAAACCAGCUCUUGUGUAUGUUCCUACAAAGAAACAUAUCCGACUAACUGCUGAGAAUCUGGUGACUUACUCAUAUGCAGACAGUGGUGAGAAACCACCAUUUUUAUUGCGGCCUUUGGAUGGUCAUAUCGAGUCUUUGAUUGGAAGACUUAAUGAUGGGAUAUUGCAAUCCACUUUGCAUGGUGGAGUGGGAUACUUGCAUGAGGGCUUAACCCUUUCAGAUCAACAAAUUUUGUCACGGCUUUUCGAAGAUGGGUGGAUUCAAGUCUCUGUAGUAAGCAGUUCAAUGUGUUGGGGAGUGUCAUUGUUUGCCCAUUUGGUGGUUGUGAGGGGAACCCAAUAUUAUGAUAGCCGGGAAAAUGUUCAUACAGAUUACCAUGUUACUGAACUGUUGCAGAUGAUGAUGGGCCAUGCCAAUCGCCCUCUGCUAGACGAUUCAGGAAAGUGUGUCAUCCUCUGCCAUGCUCCGCGCAGAGUAUUUUUCAUGUUAACAGAGUUCGUGAGAGUACAAGAGAUGAGUAUCAUUACAAAGCUAAGCUUGCUAAUAAAAAAUAUGAUUUGA
Molecule: messenger RNA, 2052 nt
Organism: Prunus armeniaca (apricot)
Lineage: Eukaryota; Viridiplantae; Streptophyta; Magnoliopsida; Rosales; Rosaceae
Source: the annotation of a GenBank genome assembly